AUGGAAACUCUAACGAAUGGACACGAUACACCCGAAUCACCACUCCCAACUUCCUCAUUAUUCGACCCAUCCGCAUUCCGUUCCUACUUGAUCGCCCUUUUACCGGUCUUAAUUGGCGCCUCACCAGAAGAUCUUGAAAGCCUCUUCGAUCCCGAAUUUGAAGACCGCGUUACGCGUUUUGCGGGCGAAGGUGGAAGCGUGAUAUAUAUUGUAAAGAACAAAGAUGAAGUUGAGGGCCAAGACGAGUCUACACCGACGUAUACCUACGCCCUUACCCCCCACAUUACUUUCAGCUCUUCUCACGUACUCACCCUCGCUCUCAUCAAACGAAGUCCCACCCUCGACCCUCUCACCCCUUUAGUAACCCAACUUCACUUCUUGAAUCUCUUUGGGGGUGAAGAAACGCCUUAUGAAAGUCUCCAUGCAGUCGUCAGUCAAGGCGUGAAGCCGUGGUUUGACGCUUUUGUCGGAUCCAGGGGCGGAGGCGGUGGAAAGGAUAUGGACACUAAACUAGGAAUACCAAUGACCAAGAAAAAGUUUGCAGAGCUCGAACUUUCUCUACUACAUCUCCAGCAGAACGUAGAGAUUCCUGAGACAAACUUGGUCAUCCAUCCUGUUAUCCAGAGAGCGGUUGAACAGGCACGAGCAAGCGGCACACGUCCCAACAUCUCCUUCAUUCCCACUAAAACACUGAACGACAGCACUUUCCUCAAUGCAUUACAUGCCAACGUCAACCAAUGGAUCAAAUCUAUCCAAUCAGUCACCAAACUCAACCGAGACGUAGCUUCAGGGACAGCAUCACAAGAAAUCAAUUUCUGGCUCUCUUUUGAACGCGCCGUAGACGCCAUAGAAUCCCAGCUCCGUUCUGAAGAAGUUAACAUGGUUAUGGACUGUCUUCGAAAUGCAAAGCGUUUUCACGCGACUGUCAGUUUCAUUACAGAUACCGGGCUUAAGGACGCCAAGGAUCAAGCGCAGAAGUACAAUUUACUUAUGAGGGAGUUUCCUUUGAACGAACUUCUCUCAGCGACGGAUCUCGACAAGAUUCAAGAUUCCCUAUAUCUCAUCUUUUCUCACCUUACCAAAAAGAUGCGGCUAUCCCCUUACCCUACGCGCCGAGCUCUUCCUCUCGUCGAAGCAAUUUCGAAGGAUUUUAACGACCAGCUAGUCAGAAUCUUAACUUCGCAACGAUUGGCGUAUACACCGUAUGGGACUUUUGAGAGAUUGAUGAACCAGACGAUGAGUAUUUUCAGGACUUGGGAUGAGAUGAUCAAGGAGUUUACGAACGUAGCGAGAGAAGUUACGAGGAAGAGAUCGGAGAGAUUCAUUCCCAUCAAGGUUCUUCCAGCACAUGGGAAACUGCAAGAACGAAUACGAUAUCUAAGGGACUGGAGGAAACAGCAUGAGCAGUUGGCUGUUAUGACCGGUCCCACCAAAGGUCUUGGUGACUCUGGGAUAGGAGGAGGUGUGGGAGGGAUGGACAUGGAGGAAGAGGUAAAAGAAGCGUAUGAAAUAGUCAAGCGUAUCGACGUGUUGGACGUCUCUACUGAAGGGACGGAAAUCUGGGUUGCCGCUGAAAAUGCCUAUAACGAAAGAGUCUCUAGGGUAGAGAACCAGAUUAUCGCGAGACUCAGGGAUCGUUUGGGGACGGCGAGGAAUGCGAAUGAGAUGUUCAGGGUGUUUUCGAAGUUCAAUGCGUUAUUCGUUAGACCAAAGAUUCGUGGUGCCAUUCAAGAAUAUCAGACACAAUUAAUCGACUCUGUGAAGGAAGAUAUCAAGCAUCUUCACGACAAGUUUAAAACUCAAUAUCGCACCUCCGAAGCCUACCACAUGGCCCUCCUUCACGAUCUUCCUCCUAUCGCAUCGACCAUAAUUUGGGCACGACAAAUUGAACGUCAACUCCAAACUUACAUGAAACGUGUCGAGGACGUCCUUGGGAAAGGCUGGGAGCUGUACGCAGAAGGACAGAAGUUACAGGCUGAAAGCAACGCAUUCAAGAGGAAACUGGAGACGAGGAUGGUUUUUGAGGCGUGGUUGGCAGAUAUCAACAGGAGGAAUAUGGGUGUUGAAGGAAGAUUGUUCGAGAUCGUCAAACUUCGUAGUGGGGGGACUGGUACAGCGGGGUCAUCAUACCAACUGGCAGUCAAUUUUGACCCCCAGAUCAUUACACUCUUCAAAGAGGUCCGAAAUCUGUUGUGGUCAGGAUUCCAGAUCCCACAUUCGAUAACGAACAUGGCUAAGGACGCAAAAAGGGUUUAUCCCCAUGCUGUUAGUUUAAUGGAGAGCGUCAGGACCUAUGGGCAGACAUUAGACUUGUUGGUUGGGGGCAGUGAGGAGGGAAAGGGGGUCGAGUGGUUGGUCGCGGAAUGGAGAAAUGAGGUGCAAAGGAUGGUUGGCAAAGGUAUGAGUAUCAAAUGGGACCACUUCAUUAGUCAAUAUGAUUCCACCGCCUCCGCACGGUACGACACAUCUUCUCGGAACGACCGGCACAUCCAGUUCGUUCGAGAGUUUGCCAGUGUCGUUUCGGUGCUACAAGACAAGACGAAUAACGUCAUCGAUCUGUACAAGGAGAUUUUAAGAGCUGUGGAAGAUUUGGGGGCUUGCGAAUAUAGGCAUGAUGUGUUUGCAGAGGUAUUAGGAAGGGUGCAGGCUAACAUCGAUAGACUGAAUCUUGAAGGUUAUGCUAACCUUGAACAUUGGGUUGCAGAAUUGGACAAGAGAAUCGAAAAAACACUUCUACAGCGGUUGAAGCAGAUUAUAGAGGUGUGGUGCAUGGAGUUUUCCGAUGAAGAGUCGAGAAGAGAACUUCCACUUCGAGAUGCAACGAAUGCCUCUUCAAAGAGGAGGGGGGAGAAGAGGAAGGAAGAGAAGUUCAUGGAGGCAAAUAUGACUGUCAAACCAAUCGUACACGAGAUUCGGAUACAAAACCAGGUUAUUUUUCUGGACCCACCGAUAGAACAUGCAAGGGCAUCGUGGGUUCGGCAGUUGCAUGAUUGGAUAGGUGUUGUGUGUCGACUGAGAAGAAUACAGAGUUCGAGAUACGAGAUAGGGUUGCAGAUGCAAGGUGUUUCAGUCUCAGAAACAACUUAUGUCUCCCUUCUAACCCAAUUCACUGACGACACACUCUCCCGACCCUUCUCCUUGAUCGAAGUCAAAGUGCAAAUGGUCAAAGACUAUGUCUCCAAAUGGCUGCAGUUCCAGUCUCUAUGGGACCUUGAAGCUGAAUACGUCUUCAACCGUUUAGGAGAUUCCCUUUUACACUGGCAACAAUUACUUACGGAGAUCAAAAAGACGCGAUCGACUUUUGAUACUUCGGAAACGCAGAAGUCGUUUGGCGUGGUUGUGGUUGAUUAUGAGCAGGUUCAGGCUAGGGUCAACGCGAAGUAUGAUGCAUGGCAAAGAGAAAUUCUUGUGCGGUUCGGUGCAAAGCUAGGUAACGUGAUGAGGGAAAUGCAUGCUAGUAUCUUGAAGGCGAGGAAUGAGCUUGAGCAUCAUUCAAUCGAGGGCAUCGUCGGGGGGCCGAGGAAGUACUGA
Marasmius oreades (fairy-ring Marasmius) is the source of this 3531-nucleotide messenger RNA. RefSeq lists its product as uncharacterized. The record is from RefSeq and is a predicted model, not a curated record. Gene Ontology annotation, biological process: cytoplasmic microtubule organization; nuclear migration; mitotic cell cycle. The transcript is spliced from 10 exons. Gene Ontology annotation, cellular component: cytoplasmic dynein complex; cell cortex; cytoplasmic microtubule. Gene Ontology annotation, molecular function: dynein intermediate chain binding; dynein light intermediate chain binding; minus-end-directed microtubule motor activity. The coding region runs from base 1 to 3531 and encodes 1176 amino acids. Lineage: Eukaryota; Fungi; Basidiomycota; Agaricomycetes; Agaricales; Marasmiaceae.